Colius striatus (speckled mousebird) is the source of this 5160-nucleotide messenger RNA. It is a transcript of the gene JADE3, whose product is annotated as jade family PHD finger 3. The record is from RefSeq and is a predicted model, not a curated record. Gene Ontology annotation, cellular component: histone acetyltransferase complex. Gene Ontology annotation, biological process: regulation of transcription by RNA polymerase II. The transcript has 11 exons. NCBI's taxonomy places the organism in Eukaryota, Metazoa, Chordata, Aves, Coliiformes, Coliidae. The coding region runs from base 153 to 2615 and encodes 820 amino acids.
CCAGCAGCCGCAGCAGGAGCAGCAGCCGCCGCGGCAGGAGCGCCAGCCCUGACGGCCGCAGCCGCCCACGCCGGCGAGCAGGGCAGGAGGAGGCGGUGGCGCGCCGGGCCGGGCCGUGCCGCGCCGCGCCGGCGGCGGGAGGAUGCGUCAGGAUGAAACGCCACAGGCAUCUAAGCACCAGUGACAGUUCAGACAAUGAGAGUCCUUCCACUUCCUUUUCUUCCUGUUCUAAAUACAGGAGCAAGUCAAAAACACCAGCAAAUGAACAGAAGAAACCUGCUGAGGUGUUCCGCAAGGAUCUCAUUAGUGCCAUGAAACUACCAGAUUCUCACCAUGUCAACCCUGAUGAAUAUUACAUCUUUGCGGACACGUGGAAACAAGAAUGGGAGAAAGGAGUUCAAGUUCCAGCCAGUCCAGAAACUAUUCCACAGCCAUCACUCAGGGUUGUAGCAGAAAAGGUGAAAGAAGUACUGUAUACGCGACCCAGGAAAUAUAUCCACUGUUCCAGUCAAGAGCCCACAGAACCAGGUUACAUCAACAUUUUGGAACUGGCAGAAUCUGUGUGUCGUUAUGACUUAGAUGACAUGGACAUCUUCUGGCUUCAGGAGCUAAAUGAAGAACUCACAGAAAUGGGAUGUGGGCCCCUGGAUGAAAACACAAUGGAAAAGACAAUUGAAGUGCUAGAACGGCACUGUCAUGAAAACAUGAAUCACGCUAUUGAGACUGAAGAAGGUUUGGGUAUUGAAUAUGAUGAAGAUGUCAUCUGUGAUGUGUGCAGGUCCCCUGACAGUGAAGAUGGGAAUGACAUGGUGUUUUGUGACAAGUGUAAUAUCUGUGUCCAUCAGGCGUGCUACGGAAUCUUAAAAGUCCCUGAAGGGAGCUGGCUGUGUCGCACCUGUGUCCUGGGAAUACAUCCUCAGUGCCUCCUGUGUCCCAAAAGAGGAGGUGCCAUGAAAGCUACCAGGACAGGGACCAAGUGGGCACAUGUGAGCUGCGCCCUGUGGAUUCCAGAGGUUAGUAUUGCUUGCCCAGAAAGGAUGGAGCCAAUCACAAAGGUGUCUCACAUUCCACCUAGUCGAUGGGCUUUAGUUUGUAGUUUGUGCAAACUGAAAACUGGUGCUUGCAUUCAGUGCUCCGUGAAAAGCUGCAUCACUGCCUUUCAUGUCACCUGUGCCUUUGAGCAUAGCUUAGAGAUGAAGACUAUUCUGGAUGACGGGGAUGAGGUCAAGUUCAAGUCGUAUUGUCUAAAGCACAGCAAGAACAAACAGAAUUCACUGCCUGAUGUUGAUGAGCACCCUAAGAGCGUGUCAGACCAGAAGCAAACAGAGAGCGAGAAAACCAGUUUGCGAGCCCAAAAACUCCGAGAGCUGGAAGAGGAGUUUUACUCACUGGUUAAAGUGGAGGAUGUUGCAGCAGAACUGGGCCUUCCUAAACUUGCUGUAGAUUUCAUCUACAAUUACUGGAAAUUAAAGCGAAAAAGUAACUUUAACAGACCAUUGUUUCCUCCCAAGGAGGAUGAAGAAAAUGGCUUGGUGCAGCCAAAAGAAGAUAGCAUUCAUACUCGCAUGAGGAUGUUCAUGCAUUUGAGGCAGGACCUAGAGAGGGUAAGGAAUCUCUGCUACAUGGUAAGCAGGAGAGAGAAACUCAAGUUGUCUCACAGUAAAGUACACGAACAGGUCUUCAAUUUGCAAGUCCAGCUCAUUAAUCAGGAAAUUGCUGCAGGCCAUACCCUGACAAGUGCACUAGAGAACACGCUGUUCUACCCACCUCCCAGGAUCACCCUGAAGUUAAAAAUGCCCAAAUCAGCACUAGGAGAUUGCAAAAAUAACUCGCUGAAGCCUGGCAACAGACCGCUUUCUCCCGACAACAACAGCACUGUUUACAGCAAGCGGAGCGUGCCCGUGUCCAAGGAAUCGUUUGAAAUCAAAGCAAAAUCUUACUCCAGGUAUCAACACGACAGCAGAAGUAACGGGUUGCUGGCGGGGAUGGGCAAGGCUCGCAGCGAGGCCAAGGAGCCUGGCCCCGUGCAGAUGCCAGAGUUUUACCGGGGCCAGCCGUCCGGGAAGCCCCUGGCGCUCCAGGCGGCUCUGCACGGACAAGCUUCCAUUGGCAACGGGCGGCCGCAGCAGGAGAACUCGAGGCUGGUGGCCAAGUCCAACGGCCUGAUGGGCAGGGCUGGAGAUGUGAGCCAGAGGGACAGCUCCAGCCAGACGCCCUACGAACAAGAGUCCGUGCUCACGGCUCACUUGGCCGGCCAGAGCAGCUUCCGAAAAUCCACCAUGGAACAUUUUAGCCGGUCCUUUAAAGAGGCCACCAAUAGUCUGGUGAGGACCACGGAAGAUCUCCGGUGCUGUGAAAAGCCAACGAGAAGACUUGCCCCAAAAGAUCGCUUGUGGAGCAAGCAGACGCUUGAAGGUGCUCCCUACCAGGACAAUGACGGGUACUGUCCCGAUUUAGAGCUGAGUGACUCUGAAGCAGAAAGUGAUGAAAACAAAGAGCAAGUGAGGUUAAGACGAAGUAGCUCAGAGAGGGAAAGCCCCAGUAAGGACUUUGGAAGAGAUUGUCACAAUAGAAACAAAAAGAACGUGAUUUCUCACAGUUCAGUACAAAGGUGAUUAGAAGCCCCCACGGGGUAACUCAGCCUUUAUGUGUUCCAGUGUACCAGUGCAAAGCUCAGCAUCAAAAGGUUCCAGAAAAUAGACCAGGACCUAACGUUAGGAAGAGUUUGCAGUAGGGGAUGGGGGGAGGGGAGAGAAACCAGAGUAGAUUUGUUCAACUGUGAAUUGGCUUGCAGUCUUCGCGAGGUUGACUCGGUUAUUGCAAAGUCACAGGGAAAUGGGUGUGUGGAAAUUGUUAGAGGGUGACAUCUGGGAGAGCACGAAGCGGUUUAAUCUCUGCCUAAAUUCAGGAAACUGCUUCCCCCUUGCCAGGCAAAAUCGUUGAUGUUCUGUCAGUCUCACAGUGGUGGGCAGGUAUUAAAGAAGUCCUUGCUCAUCUCUAACCUGUUGUGAGAGGCUGCAAAGGGAGACUGCAGGGAGACUGAAACUGCAUUGUUAGGGCACCUGCAGCGUGGCUUUGGUCCAGCAGCGCAGUUAGGGAGUUAAGCAUGUGAAAAGUCCUGAUAGUUUCCCACCCUCCCCCCCCAGGAACCUUUGUGCUCAGGUCUCCGAGCACAUGCCAGCGUGCUCUGCUGGAUCAGGCCCAAAAUGACUACUAAGUGACCAUCCUUUUCUGCAGGAGGCUUUGAACUGCAGUGGCGUUUGCAGGCUCCUUGCAGAGGGUGGAAGCAGGCGUCGCUGGCGCUGCCAAACUCACUGACCUCUAGAUGUGCCGCCCCCGCCCCUCUUCCCCCUUCCCUGCUCUUGCUGAAGGUUGUGUUUCUUUUCAAAAUAAUUUGCUUAUUUUGUAAAUAUACAACUUCUAGUACUUCAGUUUUUUUAAUCUCUGUACAUAGUUGCUUGUUGUGGGAUGCACUUGUAAAUAUUUUACCCAGCUAACAAGUACAGAUGGCUAAUUUUGUGGAUAGUGUUUACAAAAGUAGAUGUACUACUUCAAAGAAAAAUGCUAUUUGACACUUAAAUUUAGGCAAUCACCAGUGAUGCCAGGUUGCUCUUGAAACUGAGAUUUCAUGUCCAGAGGUGUUUGUACCUGGUGUUUUUAAAGUAAGCUGAAUUGGAAGUAAUUUUCUCUGAACUUUUGAUGUGGGCACAAAUUUUCUAGCCUAGUUGCCUGAAUACAGGCGUAGCAGCCUUACUUCUGGCAUCUGGGUCUGUAAAAUUUUAGCCAGUCAUCAUCUAGAGUUUGGGGAUUUUUUAAUUGCUGAAAACUUAUUAUUUUAUUAAGCUGCUUUUCAACCUCUGGAUCACUUGCUGUUUCCCAAACUAACACUUCGAUUUUUUUUAUGCCCUUUAAAAUUAGCAGUUAAUUAGUGAUUCAAUUUCAGACAGUACUUGAGGAAGCGAGAAGGGAAGGCGAUUCUUUUCAGGGGAUUUUUGUUCAAAUGCAAACCAACUUCUCGUGUGUCAGAUGAUGGUGGGUGGUGUGUUGACCAACAAAAGUGACUGAACUGUUCUUCUCUGAAAUGCUGUACCUUUAUCAUAAACACGCAACACCCUCCAUCCCUGCAGCACUGGCUGAAAUGGGCCGUAGGUUGUCCAGGGCACAUCGGACGGCGCCUUUCGUCUUGAAGGUUCCUUUAUUUUUUGUCUAGAAACGAAAGGUGUUCCCCACCCGCUGUGAAGAUGACUAUGCAGAAUCCAACCAACCACCCGGUUUUCUUCAGAGACUUUUAAUUUAUUGCUUUUAGCUUGGGAAAUGGCAACGACGUUUUCACAUCUGUUUUAAACGUUGAAAUCUCCCUAGUUGCAAUAGGACUAGCAAGUCAGGGGCUGGAGGACUUUUCAGUAGAGAAAUAAGAAUUAAAAAAGCAAAACAAAAGUAAAGUAUACUUGGCAAUUCUGCUCUGUUUCCUUCAUGCAUCUUAAUUUUUAUUCUUUUUUAUUUUUUCCCCACAUCUUGAUUUUAUGUAUAUUUGUGUAAUUGAUCUUUCUAGAGCUGUAUCUUCCAAAUGAUUUCUUUUGGUGUAAAUAUGCAGUAGAGCAUUUUAGGUUUCCACAUAUUUUAUUUUAACGGGAAGUGCUUUGUGUUCUAAGCCAUGGGUCAAUUCAGAAUUAAGUAAAACAAAUAUCUGUUCAUUUGUUCUGAUUCUCUUAGUUCUCCUUCGAUAUUUAUUAGUGAUCCUCUCUCGCUGGUCAUGAAAUUUGAUGAAGCUCGUAUCGGGAACGCCGAUCUUUGGGAGGUCUGCGAAAGCGUUCAUGUUAUUUUGUGGCCGGAAGCCUAUGACAGAAGGGAGGGAAAAUGGUGCUUCAGCAAAACUCAGUGUUUUCUGCUCUUCUGGGGUUAUUAAUUCAGUUGUUUCCAGUCCGGGCAAAUGGUUUUGCUAAUUUUUACAUGAUUUUAAUAGAUAUAUGAAGGAGCCCUUGGUUAUGUAGUUCUCAAGUAUUGUCCCCAAAGUGCAUUUGCUAGUUUUUAUUGUGUGUUCGGUGGCUAACUGUUUGAAGUAUUACCUCUUAACCUUAUUUGUCAAUAUUUUUUUUUGUGUUUUUGCAUUUUGUUUUAUAUAUAUAAAUAUAUAUAUAUAUUCAAUUUUCCAAGAUGGAC